Molecule: messenger RNA, 414 nt
Organism: Funneliformis caledonium
Lineage: Eukaryota; Fungi; Glomeromycota; Glomeromycetes; Glomerales; Glomeraceae
Source: the annotation of a GenBank genome assembly
AUGCCGACUUCCUUAGAUAUUGAUGAUGUUUCUCACUGGGCAUCAAAUGAUUUUGAAGAAUUAGAAAAAAUCCUUCAUGAUAUAAUUCCACAUAUUAGAUGGUUUCAUAUUCCUGCAAAAGUUUUUUGGAAGAAAAUUAGCAUACUUGAACCAAUAUUUUCUAAACAAUUAUAUAGAGAUAUAAUUGGGUAUCAUUUUGAUCCUAAUACAACACCGAAUACCUUAGUUUUACCUAAAAGAAAUAUUUCGUCACGACAAGGCACAAGUCAUGACAUUUCUCAACCUCAACAAAAUCAACAAUAUAAUUUUAAUAAUCUGAUUGGAUCAACUUUUUUUUUUGGCGUACCAAAUGUUAAUCAGCAACCACCACCACGGGGAAGAAAGUUUAGAACAUUACGUAGAUCACGCAGAUAA